AUGCCCAGGAACGGCUUCUUCUUCUUGUUCAUGGCUGCGACUACGGCCAAAGCCGGGAAGGCAGGGGACGAGGCUCCGCUGUCAAAGGAGUCGCGGCCUCCCGUCACCCACACCCCGGAAGCAAAGCGCUCUCGGUGGCGGGUCCAGCGGGCGAGGGCGCAGACGCUGCAACGCCGCCUUGUGGCCGGGCGUCACGAGGCUACACCUCCGGACGAACCCCGGGCAGACCUGCCUGUGCGAGCAGGACGCGCGGGGCUUCCCACGCCGCCCUUCGGGCCCUGGUCACUUCUGAGCGGAGCUGCACACCUGUCUGUGCGUGCGACCUGCGUGCAGACCGCUGCCCUUCGCUUUCGGCGCUCAGGCUCCUGGGCCCCAGGUCGGCCACCCCUGCACACAGCCACUGCCCACUUCAGCUUCUGCCGGACCCUCCUGGAGCACACAGUGUCUGCAGAAAGCAUCCCUUACCACCGGCCUCGGACGCCAGGCACCAGCCUCACGUGGCACGACUCCCGCAGCCAGAGGGCUGCCGGCAGCAGGCCCAUCAAGCUCCUGCAGCAGCCUGGCACAGAGACCCCCCAGGGCCAGCUGUACUCUGACCACUAUGGCCUGUACCACACCAGCCCCUCGCUGGGCGGCCUGACGCGACCCGUGGUCCUGUGGAGUCAGCAGGACGUCUGCAAAUGGCUCAAGAAGCACUGCCCCCACAACUACCUCGUCUACGUCGAGGCCUUUUCCCAGCAUGCCAUCACUGGACGGGCGCUGCUGCGACUGAAUGCAGAGAAGCUGCAGCGCAUGGGGCUGGCACAGGAGGCCCAGAGACAGGAGGUGCUGCAGCAGGUACUCCGACUGCAGGUGCGCGAGGAGGGGCGGAGCCUGCAGCUGCUCAGCCAAGCUUCCUUCGGAAGCAUGUCCUAGCUGCUGCCCAGGCUUGAACCCCAGACCCCAGCACUGUGACCGAAGCCCAUGGCCAAGAACGAGGCAGAGCUGGCCAGGCAGUCCCUCUUGGACCCUGCAGGAUGCCCUAGUGGUCGAGUCCAGACCAACGGACAGGCGGGACCAGGAUCACCACCUCCAGGAGCCUCUGGUUGGGCACUCCAGGCAAUGCCCUGCAGCUGGUUAGGCAGAGAGCUGCUUGCAUGUGGCCCCUCCUCCUGAGCCCAAGCCCACCCCCUGGUGCUGCUGGCAGCAUUGGGGACAGCUGCCUAGAGCCAGAGUAGGGGUUUGGAUGUCCCCCAGACUCCCAGGGAGCCUGAUUAUUUACAUUCCCUUCACCACGAGAUGUCAGACCCCCAUGGUUCCAGUGCCUGUUGAGCCAUGUUUCUGUCCACCUGGCCGUUCGGUUCUGCGCCCUCCCUUGGCCGCACAGGUGGGAUAAACUGUCCAGGCUCCCUUUUGCUUGUACCCCUUUCCUGCCCCUGCCAGGGCCCAGGAAACCUAAGCCACCAUCCAGAGUGAUGGUCAUCAGCACCUGCCCACUCGGCUGGGCACCUGCUGAGUGCUUUCACUCACUAUUUAAAAGCACCCUCACCACACCCUGUCUAUUGACAAGAACUGAGGCCAACAGAGACCCGGGACUGCCCAAGCCCCAGAGACAGAAAUGGCACAACAAGGACUCCAGCCCUGGCCAGGGGACUCCACACCCAGCAUCCACCCAGCUCAGCAGUGCUCUGGCGUUUUGUUUGGGAAAGCCUUGCUUGUUAGCAUGUGUCCGGCCGCCAGGUUCAUGGAGACCACCUUUGAGACACAGUCACGUGUGGGUAUUCCCACUGCUGCUUUCCCAGGAAAACUUGGAAGUCACACCAGAGUCUGUGCAAAGGGCCAGGAGCCUGGGCAGCCCCUCCCUGAGUGGCUUGGAGCUGGUGCUGCCUGGCAAAGGGACAGUGCCGGAGGCACCUGGCAGACCCCACCCUCUUGCUCCUCUGCCCUCCCCAACUGCCCUUGGGGACUCUGAAAUUCUCAGGGACAGAUGAGGCUGAGCCCCCGUUCCCUCUAUGUAUCCUGAACUGGCCUUAGGCUCAAGGUCGGUCAUUGCAGGUCCCAAGUGAAAUUUGGGCAGCUGGCCUGGCACCUCUCAUCAAGCGUGCCCCCGCCCCAUGGGGAGGCCCCUCAUCCCUGUCCAGCUGUCCUGAGUAUCCCCACCUGCCUUGUGCCAUCAGACUUUGUCCACAGGCCCCUUCCCGUUACUGCUCCUCUCCCCUUUGUCUUGCCUCCCCCCCCCAGCAUUCCUGUCUCAUCUUCCUUCUAUUGUGCUCACUUUUUUAUACUCUGAUGAAAAAUCAGAAAUAAACCUGGUUCUCAAACGGCA
Galeopterus variegatus (Sunda flying lemur) is the source of this 2305-nucleotide messenger RNA. It is a transcript of the gene SAMD10, whose product is annotated as sterile alpha motif domain containing 10. Lineage: Eukaryota; Metazoa; Chordata; Mammalia; Dermoptera; Cynocephalidae. The coding region runs from base 1 to 915 and encodes 304 amino acids. Gene Ontology annotation, molecular function: protein binding. Gene Ontology annotation, biological process: cell surface receptor protein tyrosine kinase signaling pathway. The record is from RefSeq and is a predicted model, not a curated record. Gene Ontology annotation, cellular component: cytoplasmic side of plasma membrane. The transcript has 6 exons.